AUGGAACUUUCAGGGGAGAGAGGAAUAUCGUCUCUACAUUCCAAGCUACUCUACCAGCAAACCCAAGUGUUGCUUCCUGUAGGCUCCCGUGAGUGUUAAACCUGUAGUGAUAUUUUACAACAUUGCCGGGUUUAGAGCGUAAAAAAAUGGCAGUUUCAAUUUCCUCCACUGCCAGUUUUUGUAUUUUAAAUUCAUAAUCGGAUAUACCCCCGCCCCCUAAAAUCUUUAAAUCAAGAAACGUGUUACCGAACAGUUUCAACACAUAGCUGCAAUAUUUCAAAAACGAAGAGCAUCAUGAGCAAAAACAGAAGCUAUAAGAGUUUGGCACAGAUUUUCUGAGUAAUGUUCUGCAAUCCACUAUUUUUUUUCAGAAAUCUGCAAGCAAUGCAGGAGAAAGUUGGAAGAAGCAUCACAGUUAUUAGUAUUUCCCAGCUCAGAAUCGACCACAGAAGCUUUAGGAUCUAACGUAGACAAACCGGAAGAGCGGAUAUCACAAAAUAUCGCACAGGUAGAUAGAGCUAUAUGGUAUAGCUAUGGCAUGAACACAACAGAUUAUAACCUUGUCCGAGUGGCUUUUAAUAGUUUAGUGAGGUUCAGCAAAAGGCGAGUUUUCCUCCCCUCCACUUUUGAUGACCCCAGCCUCCUUGCAUACUACUCCUUUAAUUAUAUCAUGUAUUGAUGCGAGAACACUUACAUAUCAUUGCAGUGGUGAUAUGUACGCGGUUAAAAAAGUCAUUCGCUCUACAGCGGCGACAUCGAGUUUAUAUAUUUUUCUGCGCUAACUAGUUCAUUUUCCUUUCUAACGCGUACAGAGAGAAGAUGUGGAGAGUAAAGAAGUUGAAGACAACGUUAGCCAGUCAAUUCACCACCUGACCAUAAGAGACGAAUACUCUCAUCCACAGCUUGACGAAUCAGGACACUACUCCGAGAUCGACACUAGCCUGUAUCAAACGGACUCUCAAGCGAGCAGCAGCAGCGAGAGUUCUAACGGCGAUGAUCCACAAAUUAGUAGUCAAGCAACAAGACGUUCUCUGUUGAACGAUUUCUUACGUUCAUGUAAUGCUCACACAGUCGGGUCAUACAAAAAGCGAUGGGAGGCAGCCAGCGAACGUACUAGAGCAAGCCAUGUGUCAAAGGCGAAGUCAGUUAUUGUUUCUGGCCUUAACGUUAUUGCUCCAGGAGACGCAGGCUACCUCUGGGAGGCCGUGAAAAAAUCUGGCUCAGUCAAGAAGGUACUUGGCAUCGGUGAACGACAAGAAGACCGAAAAUAUCUAAAGGCACUGGCGGAGUCUUACCAAAACGCAUCUACCUGGGAAACAAGGCGUCGGAUAUUAUCAAUCAUGGCAGACCUGAUAACGUUUAAGCGUAUCCUAAACUACAUUCCAGGGAUCACCGAAUACCGGUUCAAAAUGGCAAGACAGCACUCUCUUCAAUAUGGGCGGGGUGCCUUGCCAGCCCGGGCAAAAAGUCCUAGGAUGAGAGUAGAAAAUAAACAGUUGGAUCACUUUUUGACUUAUAUAACUAGCCCGCACGUUAUCCAGGAUCUUCCUUUUGGGCAGCGAUAUCUCCGCCUAUCUUCUGGAAAGAUAUUAGAAACCCCAAAUGUCAUUAGGGCGAUGAUCCCUAACAGGCUAGUAAAGCAGUACCAGGCUUAUUGCGAGGAGACGAAUUUCACUCCAUUCAGCCCAACAACAAUGUUAAGAGUCCUGUCUGCCUGCGGGGCGACCGUAAGGAAGUCCUUGCAAGGGCUCGAAUACAUUGCUUCGGAUGGCGCGAAAGGGUUUGAAGCUUUGUGUGGAAUAGUGGACCAACUUAAAGAGAGAGGUCUGGACAGAGAAACUGCCAAAAAAUGGGAAGUGUCUCUGAGGGAAGGCAAGCAGUAUCUGAAGGCUGAUUAUAAGGUAUCAGAUACGGUUUAAAACAUGGUUAACUGAAAGUAAACCAGAAUAUAUAACGAACUGCCACGAGACUGGCAAAAUGGCAAAAUCUGUUAACUUUGUCGUGAGGGCUUAAUUAAAUCGGGUGGGUUCUUUUCCAAACUAAUUAUACUAUUGUUGGGCAAGAGAACACCGCUCUCUAUACUGGCGACCGUCUUCGCCUUGCUAGGUGUGUACUUUAUUCUGCCAAAGAUUCAUAUUUUCUUAUUGCUUUAACCAAACUUGGCAAAAAUAUUGCGCGUACAAUAGAUGAAAGCUCAGAAACUUCAAACGGUCACUAAAUUUACUACUUUGUCUUUUUUGAAGAUUCAUGUAUCCGAGUCCUCCUCGGUUGCAGACCAUUGCAGCGGAUACGCUCUCAGCGAUAGUAAGGACGAUGAACUAAGAUCCCAAUGCUCUCAUAAUCAUGACAUUCAGUGUUCACAGUGUGAAAGUCUCAGUAAUGUUCUUUUUUCAAUUAAAACAUUCUUGACUGAGUCAACGUUUGUAGCUGAAGAACUAGAAGACGUCUUGUACACGCAUAGUCAUGCAGUCCAGGCAAUCCACUCCUGGAAAGCACAUCAACUCAGGUGUGUCAGGCAAGAUACAGCAAGGACGGCGUGCUUGAGCGCUUUAGAUGAGACCUCUGUACUCAUAACACAAGAUUGGGCUAUGAAGUUUUUACCGCUCAAAUAUAGAGAAAACCAAUCAGAUUGGUACGGGAAACGAGGAAUAUCGUGGCAUAUAAGUGUCAUCGCAAGAAAAAUGAGAGGGCUUUUAGAAAGUCAGUCCUUCGUCCACAUAGUUGAGAAUACAUCACAAGACAGCUCAGUUGUAGUGCGAAUUAUUGAGCACACCUUAAGGUCGCUGAAAGAGGAGAAUCCUAGAAUCAACAGAGCAUUUCUACGGCAAGAUAACGCGGGAUGUUAUCACAGUUCUGCUGUAAUAGCAUCAUGCACCCUAAUGAAGGCAAACACUGGGAUAGACGUUUGCAGAGUAGAUUUCAGUGACCCUCAAGGAGGCAAGGGGGCUUGUGACCGAAAAGCCGCGACUAUCAAGGCCCAUGUCCGCAGGUAUGUAAAUGAGGGCCACGACGUGCAAAAUGCUGAACAGCUUCAAACAGCUAUCCUGUCUAAUGGUGGUGUCACCGGGGUUCGCGUUACUGUUGUUAAUGCUGCCGUUUCUGCCUGUGAACUGCCUCAAGUCAAACUUGAUGGUAUCAGCACGUUAAACAACUUUGAGUACUGCAAAGACAAGUUGACAGUUUGGAGAGCUUUCAACGUCGGAAAUGGAAGGGAGAUCAGCCAAACGAAAGUUCAAGGUAAAAAAAAAUACGGGCAUAGUGAUAUAUAAAUGUACUGUAUUGGAGUGUUGCAAAUACUCACUGACUUAGUCAGCUAAUAAUUACGGAUAACAGGCAAUAUUAACAGAGUAUAAGAGAGUCUAUACUAAUGGCUACUAUAGACAACUCAGUCAGUUGUGUACAUGAUAAAUUAACAAACCUUUAAAAGACGCGAAAAACGUUUCAUCUGAAAUUAAAAAAGACUUGCUUUUUUAGUUGCUGAUGUCUUGCAAAGCUGCAAAUUUACUUGCCGAUUUUCCCCUGGUGACUUUGUAAAAGCAUCCAAGGAAGCCUCAAAGAAGCCAAGACCCAAUGAAGCGAUGACAGUAGAAGAAACGAAAGACGCUUCUGUCUUGUUCUCCUGCCCAAAUGAAGGUUGCAUCAAGGUAUACGAGAGAUACUCGAGUCUCGAAAGGCAUAUGUCGUUUGGCAAAUGUGAGUUGAUUCCGGAGAAAGAGACUUUGCUGGACAGGGCUAAAUUAACGUACCACGCUAUCCUUCAGGACGAUAUUGGCAUUGCAAAAGUAUUUGAAGGAAGGGAAACGGAGAAGAAGCACGGUGUCAGUUUACCUGAGGGUUGGGCGUUGAAAACUGCAAAGAAGUCGUCACGGUUUAACGAAUCACAAAGAAAGUACCUGGAGGAAAAAUUUGAGCUUGGACAGCAAACAGGCCACAAACAAAACCCUGAGAAAGUGGCGAGAGAUAUGCGUUUUGCAAAAAAAGCAGAUGGUUCGAGGUUGUUCUCGAGUGAUGAGUUUCUUACCUCGCAGCAGAUACAGUCUUUCUUUUCAAGAUUAUCGUGCAAGUUGCGUCACGCUGUAGAGGUUAGCGAAUCAGAUUUACAAGCUUCUCAGGAUGAACAAGAGUUUUGCGACACCCGCCAGGCUGUGUUAGAGGAAGUACAGCUACAACAUCCCCUCGCUUAUGACAACCUAAACCUUUGCGAAUUGACCAAGAAAGGUAACACGAAAACACUCAGCAUUGCAAUGCUGAAGAACAUAUGCGAGUAUUUUGAUAUCUGCACGGAAGAAUUUAACCCAAGGCGCAAGGCAGAGUACCUUGCCGCGUUAGGGGAUCUUGUAAAAGGGUGCGGCUGUAACACCUAA
This is a messenger RNA of Porites lobata, 4364 nucleotides long. The record is from the annotation of a GenBank genome assembly. Lineage: Eukaryota; Metazoa; Cnidaria; Anthozoa; Scleractinia; Poritidae.